Ornithodoros turicata is the source of this 1071-nucleotide messenger RNA. RefSeq lists its product as uncharacterized. Lineage: Eukaryota; Metazoa; Arthropoda; Arachnida; Ixodida; Argasidae. The transcript has 2 exons. The record is from RefSeq and is a predicted model, not a curated record. Bases 68 to 1015 code for a protein of 315 amino acids.
GACGUGCCACGACAAAGAACGCUAUGUCGUUCAUUAUGCAUUGCUCGCUCUGUACGUGAGGUUGGGCAUGAAAAUAAAACGUGUUCACAACAUCCUCUCGUUCCACCAAGACAACUUUUUGCGAACCUUCGUGCAGAGAAACGUCGCGUUGAGGAAUGCCGCGACCACGAAAUUCGAGCGACUUCUGUACAAAACCAUGUCGAACAGCACGUUCGGUAAGUCGAUACAAAAUGUGAGACGCAUGAAAAGGUACGCUAUAGCCUACGACAAAGAAAGCGCGCUCCGAAAAGCUAGCUCCGUCGACAGUCAGCAUUUUCACAUUCUGAGUGAUAAGUGCAUCUUAUACGAGAUGAAGCAACGCCGCAUCAAAUGCACGCACCCCCUUUACGUGGGCUUUGCCAUUCUUGAAAUAUCCAAAGUCCGAAUGUACAGCUUCAUCUACGAAUCGCUCUUUUCUCGCUUGACAUGUCCAGUGCAAUUGAUCUAUAGCGACACGGACAGCAUAAUUUUUUCUCUCACGUGUGAAAGCCUGGAAGAGCAGCUGAUGAAGAUUGAGAGUGAGUUAGAUCUGUCUUCCUAUCCGCCGGACCACCCACUUUUCAACGACGAGCACGCGAAUCAGAUGGGGUACUUCAAAGACGAGACGGGAGGUGGAGUUAUUCAGGAAGUCGUAGCCAUCCGAGCGAAAAUGUACAGCAUCCUCUUGGCUGGGACACACAAACAGAUCGCGAGAGCGAAAGGAGUUAAGAAAGACGUGGUGAGGAAACAUUUAUUGCACGAAGUGUACCGAGAUUCUCUGUUCAAUGAAAAGGCGGUCUCUCAGAAGCAGUGCACCAUCCAGAGUAUAAAGCAAACGAUGUACACCAUUUCGAGACUCAAGAAGAGCUUGGUCCCCUACGACGACAAGCGCUAUCUCGUGGAUGCCGUACACUCCUUCCCUUAUGGAAGCUGCGAAUACGCAACGGAAAACCCGGAAGAGAGCCCGAGAGCGUCGACGUCGUCAGGCAUCGAGUAACCGCGGAACAAAGAGCUGCACGCGCAUGUAAUCGAGAAUAAAAGUUCUAGUCGAGA